GAAGACACGACCAGGAGGGCUUUGGCUGUUUUGCCUUUGCAGUCUCUGCGUUCUGUUCUGGAGCAGCCAAUGGCGUCCGCCUUUGCUGCCCAAGACCCGGCCUAUGCCGCAACUGUCUGGAAGGACUGGGACGAGAUGCCGGGGCCCAGAGAUUCGGAAGAGCAAGCACGGCCCACGUGGCUGGCCCGGGUUUCUGAGUGGUUUGCCAUGCUCGACAAGGUGCUGGACUUCAAAGCCUUAGGCAAGGCUUGUAUGGCUGUAUGGUCAGGGCGCAGACGGAUACCGGCAGCCGAGAACCCUAAGGAGAGCACGGCGGGUAUGAAAUGCACGGAGUUCAAGGUGUGGUCUUCCCUGCUGUCCCAAUGGUCUCCGGUCUUCAAGCAGAUGAUUACCUCGGAGGCCUUCACGGAAUCCCGGCAGUCCCGGUUGGUCAUCAAGGAUUUCUCGCCCGUUGCGGUGGAGACCUUCCUCCGGUUCUUGCAUUCUGGGAAGAUUGAAGGCGAACUCAACGUACUUGUUGAGGUGGCUGCACUGGCGGGCAAGCACCAGGCCGACAAGCUUCCUCCACUUUGCAGGCGUGCCCUUCUGAGCGGUCUUAAGCCAAGCAAUGCUUGCGAUGUUUUUGCCGAGGCCAACUACUUUCAGCAGAGGCUCAUGCGCGGUGAUGCGUUGGCGCAGAUCCUGAUGCACCCCCCGGAGGCGCUCAAGGCCUGGCGCAGUCCGCCAUCCGAUGCAGAGGAUGAUACUCUGCAGCAAAAGGUCAUGGAGAGCCACAUCAAUGCAUUGUCGGCUGCAUCACGACAGCCCGGCAGAUAUUGGGUGGUAGUGACGUCCGACAGACCGGAGUGGCCAUGCAGUGAUUCGCCUCUUCGUGGCCUUGCCGGCAACACCAGUAACAUUGAGUUCAAACUAGCUGUUCUGGAUGGUGCAUUCACCGGCCAGCUGGUGAUCCUCGGCUCUGAUUCGGAGUCGUCUUCAGGCGGCGAGGCAUCCGGCAGCCUGGCUGCGACCUCCCCUGCGCAAGAGCCAGGCGGCGACAACCCGCCUGGCCCAGAGCCGGUGGCAAAAAGGGCAGCGGCCGCUCCAGCCACAGUUGGCCUAGAAGGCAGCGGAUCGGAGUCAUCAGGCUCUUCCGAAAGUGCCGACGGCCCCAAGCCGGUGCCGAAAGUCAAGCUGGUGAAGCUUGAGGCCAGCCGACCCGUAGAGGCCGCGGUCAGGACAAAGCCGAUUCUGGAGCCCGCGAAGCGGGAGUACCGGCGACGGCAGCCUCCACCGCCGCCGCCCCCUCGUCGCUCAGGCCAGCGCCGCCGGGGCGAAGAUGUCAAGGUGCUUGAAGUGCCUUCGUCUGCCCACGCUCCGCAACUGCCGCAGUGGCGCUACAUGGCCCCCGAUGGCCAGGAGCGCCUUGCGAUCCGAUCUGGUCCUGGGAUGGAUGCGCCGACUACGGGACUGUCCUUGGCCUCCGGGGAGGUGUUCCCUGUGAGCCAGGAAAGGCCCGGGGACGGCGGCGUGCUGUUCUUGAGGAUCGCGGAUGGCCGCGGAUGGGUCUUCGAUCGGAGGUGCGGCCGCACUCGCAAGCGGCGAGUUCGGCCGCUGUGCGUGCCUUACCAGGUUCCACUUCUCGAAGACGAAGGAGAGCGCGCGGCUCCGAAGGCUGCCGUGCGCCCCCGCGCCUUGGGUCCAGAUGGGCCGCUGCCCCUGGAUCGGCUCAGCAGCUUAGCCAAGCCCAGGAACAACCACAAGGCCCGGAAGCGCCGGCGAGGUCGAAGUGGUCCCGCGACCAUGGACCCCUACAUGGCCGCUUCGAUGAGUGCCCAACUCGUGCCCGGGGAGGUGAUUGAGGUAGGCUCCGAUGACGACGGGGGCCCACCCCAGGACUCCAGUUGUGAGUGGUGCAAAGGUCACCUCUGUCAACCUUGGCGGCCCCAAAUCCAACCUAAAACUGGGAGCAUAUACUCAUGA
Messenger RNA from Symbiodinium natans, 1962 nucleotides. Lineage: Eukaryota; Dinophyceae; Suessiales; Symbiodiniaceae. The record is from the annotation of a GenBank genome assembly.